AUGGCGAGAAAUUCACUGUUAUCCAUUCAUUACGAUGCAGAAAUGACAAAGAAGGUGAAGAAAAUCUAUUACAGAUAUCCAACUGAAGUAGAUGGUACCUUAAUUUAUAAAAGGUAUCGUCUGCACGAUGACGAAGACAUACGUCUUAUACGGUCUUGGCACAACCGUUGGGCAAAUGUUCAUCUAUUGGAGUUAGCUGUGUUCCUCGUCGAUUUGGGUGGCCGAGGAUCGUCUGCGGAUACUAUCAAGGAAAGUCUGUUGAGUGGGCUUGUAAGACAAAAUAUCAGGCGGACAAUGGUGGAUCUGAAUAUGGCUCCUGAAGGUAGUCAAGAAGGGUCUAAUAUUGAAGUGGACAAUGCUGAGUUAGGUGGCGGCGUUGAAAGUCACAAUGGUUCCACUGUGAGGGAUCCGAUGAUGGAUCAGUAUGAAGCUAACCCCGAUGAUGGAGACAAUGCCGAAGAAGAACCAGCCAAAAUUCCUGAUGAUGGUGACGAUGAAGAAGAGAUGAAUUUUUACGGUAACACACAAAUUACCCUGACACAGCCCGCUAUUUCGCAACCGUAUGAUUGCCCGGACCACUUCUCUAGGUUGAAUCUCGAGGUAAUGACGUCCGAUUGGUCCUUUACCCAGGGAGGCCCUGAAGAUGAUUCAAGGAAUGGGUUCGAGGUUGGACAACAUUUUCAUAACAAGGAAGAAGUCAUGUUGGCUGUUAAGACGUACAGCAUCAGGAAGGCUGUGGAGUACAAAGUAGUAAACAGUGACCAGUGGAGGUAUAAUGCACAGUGUGUCCAGUUCGGACCGGGUUGUAAUUGGAGCAUACACAUAUCAUAUCGCCGUAAGGUAGAAAAGUGGGAGGUGAGGAGAUACACAGGUCCUCACAGAUGCAUACAAACUUUGAUGGGGCAAGACCAUCGUCGGUUGGAUUCAAAGGUGAUUGCACAACACAUUUUUACAAUAGUAAAAGCAGAUCCAACAAUAAGUAUCUGGGUUCUGCAAGGAAGUGUAGAGAAACACUCAGUUACAAGGCGUCUUACAGGAAGAUUUGGCUCACAAAGCAGAGAGUGA
Molecule: messenger RNA, 1065 nt
Organism: Arachis duranensis
Lineage: Eukaryota; Viridiplantae; Streptophyta; Magnoliopsida; Fabales; Fabaceae
Exons: 3
Coding region: 1-1065 (354 amino acids)
Source: RefSeq, a predicted model, not a curated record